This is a messenger RNA of Dimorphilus gyrociliatus, 3214 nucleotides long. The record is from the annotation of a GenBank genome assembly. Lineage: Eukaryota; Metazoa; Annelida; Polychaeta; Dinophilidae.
ACUUUAUAUAAACUGGAGACGGCGGUGAAAGGGGUAAAGUUUUGAAAAGAAAAAUAAAGAGUAAACCUUGGCCGACGAUGUAAAUAAAAUAUAUCAUUGGAAUAAAGAAUCUCUGUAAGCCUGCAGUUAUGGAAUAUUUUACAAAUUUCUUUAGAGGAGAUGAAGAAGAUAGAAAGACACCAAGUCCAUCUCAUACGAAAACUUCUACACCUAAAAAUACGAAAAAUCGCAACAACGAAACGCCUCAACACGAACAACAAACUUCCGAAUCAGCUGGUCCAAUAUCUAACAAUUUUUUUUCCGAUAAUGGAGCCUUUGAAAUGCCGGAACCACCCGUCCUAGAAGCGGAAGUGGUUGAUAAUUUGGGCAAAAUCCAAUUCAGAGUCAGCUAUGAUUUCCACGACCAUACGUUAAAUUUGAAGGUUAUGAGAGCAACAGGCUUACCGGCAAAAGAUUUUACAGGAACAAGCGACCCCUAUGUCAAAGUUCUCCUAUUACCCGACAAAAAGACCAAACUGCAAACAAACAUUAAAAGGAAAAAUUUGAAUCCCCAUUGGAAUGAGAGCUUCGCUUUUGAAGGUUUCCCCUUUCAAAAAAUUCAAAAUCGAAUACUCUAUAUGCAAGUACUCGAUUACGAUAGAUUUUCUAGAGACGAUCCAAUUGGAGAGAUAGCCCUGCCGCUGGCUGAUGUCAAUUUAGCCGAAGGGAAGACCAUGUGGAAAAAUCUGCAGCCUUGUAAAGGACAUUCUGGAAGAUUAGGGGAGCUACUUCUUUCGCUCUGUUAUCAACCUGCUCAAGGUAGCCUUACCAUCAUUGUUAUCAAGGCAAACAGAAUUUCAUAGUAGAAAUAUCAUCCUUAUUUAAUUUAUUACUAUAAUAUUUACUUAUAUAGCAUUGCCCAAUGAAUCAUCAUUCAGCUAAAAUAUUUUCAAUGAAAAGCUAUAGUGGAAAAAUGACAUUAUUUUUCUUUAUCUAAUGGUGUUAGUAUGUUAUCUAGAGUGUCUGCUGUUGUAUACAAGAAGAGAAACAAUCGAAAUAACAACUAAUAAAACAUACGCUCCGCAGAUAAUAGGGAAUCGUGAAAAGGAAAAAAAAGUAUCAUGAUAAAUCUCUUGCGUUUUAGGGUUUAUAGCUGAAAUAACCCAAUUUUUAUCCCAUUAUAUCGACCGCUCACAAAUAGGAAUUUCGUUUGUACAAACGAUACUCUUUUGUAUUUAUACUUUUAUUGAGAUAGAUAGAUAAAUAGAUAGAUAGAGUAGACGGUGGGACAAUGGAAGAGAGAGAGAGGGCAGGCAGGCAGGGUGGAGGCGACACGACAAAAUUCCAAACAAUUUAGUAAAAAAUUGUUUUUCAUACGCAUAGAUUUAUUGGUGGUUAGCUAUUGAGGAUAAAGGGAAGACUAUAUAUUCCCAGUGAUUCUUUAAAGCUCCUUUUGCCUUUCAUCUUUCUAAAAUAAUCCAUAUUGCUUGCUGUUCCAAGGAAAAUACUCAAGUUAUUUGCCUUAUUGUCUCUUGUGCGAAAAUUCCAAGUUAUCCAAUGCUGAUAAUUGUUAGAGAAUAUUGUGGAAGGGAGCACCUACUUUUCCCGGAAAAUGCGAUUUCUAGAAAGUUGAUUCUCUCCUCUAGCUAUUUCCUGGCCUCCAUCGUUGCACUCUAAACUCUUUCACCUUUUCUUUCCUUUUUAGUUUUCAUUGCACUUUAUUGUAUAUUAGUCACAUAGGUACAAAAACACGCAUAGAUUAACUCUCUUCCUUCUCCCUUUCUCUUUCCUUCCCUGUCUGUCUGUCUGUCUAUCUAGCUAUCUCUCUUUCUCUCUGUAUGUUACUUUCUCUGUCUCUGUCUCUGUCUCACUCUCUCUAUCUCGCUCUUUUGUGUUCUUCUCCUCUCUUCCGUUUAUUUUAUAUAUUCAAAAUUUUCCAGUGCAAUUUAUACACAAUUUUUUAGGAGAGGAAAAGCUUAAGAGUUAAGAGCCCUCUGAAAUACUUCGAUUUGAUGUGUCACCAUCAAAUUUCAUUAACAGUAUUGCAUUUAAAAGAUUUCAACUUCUCUCUUGUAAUCUUUGUCAAUAGGGAGAAUAUGAAUAGUAAACUAUCUUCAAUAUACUUAUUGAAGAAGAAAAAACAAUUAUUAAAGGUCUCGAAUGUUGACCUUUAGACGGAUAUAAGGGGAGAACUCGACAAACGAAUGACUAGCAUUUUCUAUUUGGCAAUGAAUGCCUUCAUUUUCUUUCUUUUAGUUCCUCUGUUAUCCUGCCUUUUUUUUCUAUAUUAGACUAUAAUCGGUUUGCAGUUGGUAUACAGAGCACUGUCCUCAAUAAAGAAAGGCUAUUUCCGAUACAUUAUUAAUAUAUAUAUUUGAGUUUAUGUUAAUGGAAUUUGAGUGGAAUAGGAUAAAAAAUUUUUAAUUUCUCUUGUGAAUGUUUUGAGCGUGAUUUCAUCAUCGUCAGAGGUAAUAAAAUAGGCGAAAUGCAUGGAAAAUUUACUAGCAAUUCGUAUCAAAUAGUAAUUUGAAAGUAAUUUAUGUUCUAGUGCGAUCUUUUAGUCAACACAACUAAAAAAUUGGAUAAAAAAAAUGAAAGAAUAUAAAUUGUAUAUGACAACGUAUAGUAUUUAUUACAGUUGAGUAAUAAGUUUAGGCGUCUAUCGAUUAACAUAAUAUGUAUUACAUAUUCUAUAUAAUUCUACCUAAAUAUCUAAUAUGAAAUUCUGUUUAACGGUCGAAUAAAUAGGCCAAACAUUUAAAAUCAAAAGAUUUGAAUGGUCUCUCGGAUCCUUAUGUCAAAAUAUGGCUUACUCAAGACGGGAAAAGGGUUGAAAAAAAGAAGACUGUCAUAAAGGAAAAAAACUUAAAUCCUAUUUAUAACGAAACGUUCGUAUUCGACGUUCCCUAUCAGAAAAUACGGCAAACCUCUCUAGAUAUAUCAGUUAUGGAUUACGAUAGAAUCGGUAGGAAUGAAUUAAUUGGUCAAAUUGUACUAGGAGCCAGAUCUGGUCCCAUGGAAGUCAGGCAUUGGAAUGAAAUGUUUCAAAAGUGUCGUCAGCCAGUCCUCCAAUGGCACAUUCUGAAAAGUUUCUGAUGAUAAAAUAGUGUGAGAAGGAGGAAGGAAGAGAGAGAGGGAGAGAAGAUAGGUAGAAUGGGAAAGGGAGAAAGGGCGGGGGGGGCAAAAAAGAGAAAGUCAUUAUAUUUGAAUAUUUUACAAUAUAAUACAGGGAGAG